Sipha flava (yellow sugarcane aphid) is the source of this 2172-nucleotide messenger RNA. RefSeq names its product high affinity cationic amino acid transporter 1-like. Gene Ontology annotation, molecular function: amino acid transmembrane transporter activity. Gene Ontology annotation, biological process: amino acid transport; transmembrane transport. Bases 228 to 2006 code for a protein of 592 amino acids. The record is from RefSeq and is a predicted model, not a curated record. Lineage: Eukaryota; Metazoa; Arthropoda; Insecta; Hemiptera; Aphididae. Gene Ontology annotation, cellular component: plasma membrane. The transcript has 14 exons.
AUAGUGCAUUUACUGUAUGCGAACGGGCGAAAGUGAAGUACCGCCGCCGCCUUGUAAAUCGUCAAUAAACGAAUUUUUUCAGGUCGUAUUUUUGUAUUAUACCGGUUUAUUUGGUUACGUUCGCCGAAAGAGAGUGGACAUACAUAGUGGUUUAUCGGCUUCGACAACAGGCUCUUGAGUUCCACGUUCAUUUUCUCCGCAGAUACCAUACACGGAUCACGUUCAACAUGAAACUGUGUUCGGGAGCUGAUUUUUGCCAAAUGCUCGGGAGAAAAAAAAUGCUCGUGGAAGAAAUGGAACCGGGAAAAGAAAAGUUCAAACGAGUGUUAAAUAUUUUUGAUCUGACCACUUUGGGUAUAGGCGCCACAUUAGGAUGUGGAGUGUACGUACUAGCCGGAACUGUAGCAAAAACGGUUGCUGGACCAGCGGUAGUAUUGUCUUUCGUCGUAGCUGCAAUAGUGUCUUCGUUUGCAGGUGUUUGCUAUGCCGAAUUCGCUGGCCGAGUACCUAAAGCCGGGUCUGCAUAUAUUUACAGUUACGUGUCAGUCGGAGAAUUUAUAGCAUUUAUUAUUGGCUGGAAUAUGUUUAUCGAGCACACGAUAGGUACAGCUUCUGCCACCAAAGCUAUGACAAAUUAUGUAGAUUCCUUACUAGGAUAUCCUCAAAAAAGAUUUAUGAUGAAACAUUUCCCGAUGAAUAUGAAUUUAUUGGGCGAAUAUCCGGACGUUGCAUCGUUUUUAUUCGUCAUGUCCAUAGCGUUGGUUAUGGCUUGGGGUGUUCGGAAAUCGUCCACCCUAAACAGUGUGUGCACUAUAUUCAACUUAUUGACCGUGGGCACAGUAGUAGUCAGUGGAUUUUUUUUUGCAAAAUGGUCGAAUUGGUUUAUUCCAAAAAGUGAAAUCCCGAUUGGAGUAGAUGGCGGCAAUGGUGGAUUUGCACCGUUCGGUUGGGCUGGAAUAAUCGCAGGAGCUGCGAGAUGUUUCUAUGGAUUUAUAGGGUUCGAGUGCAUUUCCACAACAGGCGAAGAAACGAAGAAUCCAAAAAAAACCAUUCCGUUAGCCAUCAUGAUAUCGCUGCUUUUUGUAACCGUAGCAUAUUCUAGUAUUGCAUCAGUGCUGACAUUAAUGUGGCCGUACUACGAUCAAGACCAGAACGCACCGUUGCCGGUCAUCUAUGAACACCUGGGAAUGCCGGUAAUCAAAUACAUGGUUACCAUCGGUGCGAUAUUCGCUCUGUUCACCUCUCUAUUAGGAUGUUUGUUUCCGAUACCGCGAAUUCUGUACGCGAUGUCCAGUGACGGUCUGCUGUUCGAAUUCCUGUCGAAUAUCAACGAACGUACCAAGACGCCUUUUAUAGCUACCAUGAUAUGCGGUAUUAGUUCUGGCAUAUUGUCGUCGGUAUUUAAUCUGGAACAACUCGUCGAUAUGACGUCUAUCGGUACGCUCAUAACGUAUUUGAUUGUUUGUAUCUGUGUAAUGAUAUUGAGAUAUCGAUGCGAUAAUGUAAUCAGCCACGAAUUAGACGAAUGCGAAACGUACAAAAUACACAAAUGGUUAUUCCCAAACACAAAAGUACCAAACUCUGAUACUCAAUAUAUGUCAAGAGUGCUUAUUGUCAUUUAUAGUAUUACGGCUUUCGUAUUUUGCCUCUGCAUGGCAAACAUCGAAUGUUACGAUGGGGUAUAUAUGUUCCCCAUAACAGUCGUAAUCGGAAUUUCAGUCAUAAUCUUGUUAAUUGUACUAUUAAUGUUGUACCGAUUACCACAAGCAAUCGAGACCUUACCAUUUAAGGUACCUUUGGUUCCUUUUGUUCCGUGUUUGAGUAUAUUUCUUAACUUGUAUCUCAUGGCGGAGCUUAAUAUCAAGACUUGGAUAAGAUUUGGAGUGGGGCUCGUUAUAGGGGUACUUAUCUACACAUUUUAUGGUGCUUGGCACAGUUUGGAAGGUAUUAAACAACGAGCGAUGGUCGCUAAAGUAAACAAUAACGGGUUGAAAAUUCGUCACUAAAUGUCCGUUGUUAAAUACAACGAUUUUUAUUUAUGUGUAUUGAUUUUUGUUGUAAUAAUUAUAACGUGUGUUUUAAAUUUUUAAAGCAUUAAGUAAUGCAAUCAAAAAUUCUACUUGUAAAAUUGUACAAAUCUUAUGUUAAAAAAUAUUUGUGUGUUAUUAUUUU